UCUUCGAUCAAACGCUGCAAUGCUGGGGGAAAUUUGUGAGUAAUGGGAGGUUUUGAUUCAAUCUAGAGCCCAGAGUGUCGCCGAGGGCGCCGAGAACGCGGCCCAGGAUGUCAAGGAGGCUUUUGGAGCGUCCCAGCCUGGAUUGUCGACGCAUGCUCCUCAGGAAGUCCAGCAGCAGCAGGGAUCUGGAUGGUUCCAGAAGGGAUUUCUACUGCCAGAGGACGAGAGGGCUGAGGAUUCCAGUCACGGGCAGCAGAAGAUCGAUGAAUCGAAGCACAGGAUCGAUGAAGCCAAGCACAAGACCGAGGAACAUGGCAAGGGUUUGCUCGGUGCGCUGGGAGAAAUCGCCACGAAUAUCAAGAACGCUGUCGGGGGCGUCACAGAGGACGCCAAGGAACAGGGACGUCAUAUGGCGGACAGGGCUCGAGAGACUGCUGGGGAAUACCAAGGAAAAACCGAGGAUCAAACUGACCGAGCCAGAGAAAGAGCCGACGACACGAAAAAAUCCGCUAGAGAGACCAAAGACGAUAUCAAGGAUCGAGCUGGCAAGACAGUGGACGAUACAAAGAGGUCCGCGAGAGAAACCAAGGAUGAGAUGACUGACAAAGCCAAGAGAACCACCGAUGAAACAAAGAAGUCUGCGAGAGAAACCAAGGACGAGGUGACAGACAGAGCGAAGAGGACCACCGAUGAAACAAAGAAGUCUGCCAGAGAAACCAAGGACGAGGUGACAGACAAAGCAAAGAGGGUCGCCGAUGAAACAAAGAAGUCUGCGAGAGAAACCAAGGACGAGGUGACAGACAAAGCAAAGAGGUCCGCCGAGGAAACGAAGAAAUCUGCAAUAGAAACCAAGGACGAGGUGAAAGAUAAAACUCAGAGAACGGUGGACGAUACGAAGAGGUAUGUGAGGGAAACCAAGGACGAGGUGACGGACAGAGCUCGGAGUGCUGUGGAUGAAACAAAACACAAGGCUGGAGACGCAGCGGACAGAGCUUCGGAGCAAGGCAAAGGCCUGUUUGGAGCACUCGGUGAGAUGGCUAGUAACUUGAGGAACGCUGUGGCCGGGACUACCGAGGACGUGACGCACGAUAGAACCGAGCGAGUUGGCAACAGAGCCGAUGAGCUGAAGGAGAAAGGCAAGAAUGCGGCGGAUGACUCGGUUGACGAGACAAAAGACGAGGCUUCUGAGCGAGGCAAUGCUCUCUUGGAUCGUGUCAAAGGCACCGCGGAAGACACACGUAACAAGGUGUAUGAAACGAAGGAUGAGGCUGCAGCAAGAGGGAUCCGGGUGGUGGACAAAGUCAAGGAUACGGCGGGGAUCUUGAAGCAGAAAAGUGAAGACGCUGUCGAAAAUGUAAAGCACAAGACCGAUGAGACGGCAGAUCGAGGCAAAGGUGUACUGAAUUACGUCAAGGGUGUUGUCACAACGCCAACAGCCGGAGAGCACCAAGAACAUCGGCCACAGAAAGCAGAAGCCCCUCAACCACAGCAACGUAACCUUCGAGAAAAAUACGACGAGGCAAAGAGCAAAGCCAGAGACAAUGCCGAGAAAGUGAAGGAAAACACCAAGCAACGCAUGGAGGCGGCGACUGAAGCUGGCAGGGGGAUCCUGGACGCAAUCGGGGAUGUGGCUUCCGAGUUCACGGACGUAUUACAGGGAUCGAUUCGUCAUGUACAGUCCGUGUCGGCUCGUGAGGUUGACGCACAGCGCGCGAUGUCGGCAGCUCAAGGCAGAACGCAAGUGCCUCCCAAUCUCGCCAAACUCAACGACGCUGCCCGCGAGGAGACCGAGCGGAUUGUAGCUGAGCAAAAAGUGCUGGAUGAUGCUGCUGCCACCGCAUCGUCUUCACCACCACCAACUAAAGAGCAGGACAAGAGCGUCAUUGAAUCCGUGGCUGAGUGGGUCGUGGACAGGAAGCAGCAGCUUACAGACGAGAUGACACAGCGCGUAGUCGAAGCAGAGAAAGCUAAGCAGGACGAGGAGAGGAGCAAGCGCUAGCUUGGAGCGUGUACCAGGUA
Molecule: messenger RNA, 2019 nt
Organism: Selaginella moellendorffii
Lineage: Eukaryota; Viridiplantae; Streptophyta; Lycopodiopsida; Selaginellales; Selaginellaceae
Product: late embryogenesis abundant protein ECP63
Exons: 1
Coding region: 410-1999 (529 amino acids)
Source: RefSeq, a predicted model, not a curated record